Molecule: messenger RNA, 3908 nt
Organism: Caretta caretta (loggerhead turtle)
Lineage: Eukaryota; Metazoa; Chordata; Testudines; Cheloniidae
Gene: SYT16
Product: synaptotagmin 16
Molecular function (GO): phospholipid binding
Source: RefSeq, a predicted model, not a curated record
CAAGAAACUGUGCUUCGAAAAGAUAGGUGGACUCCCAUGCUUGGAACAACCAGGGAGACGAAAACACUACAAAGAGAGGUCGGGGGUUCAUGAGGGCCUGGCUCACAGAAUUGUAAGUGUGGCAUGCUGGCAAAACUGAACAACUGAUCAUCAGAUACGGGUCAUGGUAUAAGCAUGGCUUCUCAGAAUGCUCAGAGUUUCCUCCAGCCACUCUCCUCCUGGAUGUCACGGAUGUACGAAGCUGUCCAGCAGGUGGGAGACUCCUUAUCUGCUUCAUUGGUCAACUUGAGCAGAGUGGACCACAAGUCAGAGGAAGAUGGAAACCAGGACUUAGAAGACAGUGACGGCAGUUACAAGGACUACUCUGAAGAUUCAGAAGAUGAAGGAAGCUUUAGCCAGAACACGAAAGAUGCUGAACACAUGCAUCCUGAAGACGGUGACUUUCCAUCAACAAGUCAUGAUCUUGAUUCCCAGGCACCUGCCCGGGGCUCCGACAUGUGUCUGCAAUGGCAGAAAAGAGUGAGAAGUGGCACCAGCUCCUUAGAGCAACGUCCAGACAACACCAGCUCUCUGUCAUCCCAGGGGUUUUACCAAGAAUAUGACGACCACCAGCUGCUAGGUAUGCUUCCUGCCAUACCCGAGGAGGAAGGCUACCUCAACAGGCAGAUAAGGGACCUUCAGCGUGACCUUGAUAUGACUGGCUCAUUAGAAAAUAUUAAUGGAAAGGCAUGUGUGGAAGUGAACAGUUAUGGGGAGGAUGAAGAGCUAACCACAUCUUCAGAUAGCGACGACGAGGUGAUUAAACAGUUUGCGAUCUCUGUGUCACGCUCGCAGAGUUUUCGAUCGGGGGUGUCUGAAAAGGCAACACAAGCGGGUUCAGAACGUAAACCUAAAUUCAACCGCUUGCUGUCCAGCCAUGAGGAGUACAGUACCGAGGCAUCUGAAUGCGAAGAACUGGAUGGGCUAAGCCAACUGAGUUUCCAAGACAACCUAUCCUAUCAUGAAGAUGACCACAUAUCUGUUGAUUCAAGAACUACCUCUGAGAGUAGGGGUACCAUGCAAGCCAAAGGCCCUGGAAUGGAGGCUAGCAUUGCCCAUAGCCUUAGCCAACAAACCACAGAAGGGAGCUUGCAAAUGGAGACGGCGUUCAGCAACCAGGGAUUUGAAGGAAAUGACGCAACUGACAGCUCAUCAGCUUGGAGCCCUGAGGAACAUGAUGGAGGGAAUAGUCUUCCAGCUCAUCACAGUGCCCAUGAACCCAUUUCUAAAUGUGGUGACCUAGACGUCAUCUUCGAUUAUAAGGCCUCAAGCCAAAAGCUGCUGGUAACUAUCCUGGAAGCUAAGGAUAUCCCAGACAAAGACCGCAGUGGUGUGAACACCUGGCAAGUUCACACAGUCCUGAUGCCCAGCAAGAAACAGCGGGGAAAGACGAGCAUUCAGAAAGGACCCAUCCCAGUGUUCAAAGACAAAAUGACCUUUAAUAAGCUGGAGCCAGAGAAGCUGAAUAGCUACGCACUCAGGUUCCGUCUCUAUGCAGUGCGCAAAAUGAUCCGGGAACAGAUGAUGGGGGAGCAACUGUUUUAUCUGAGGAGCCUAAACCAGGAGAGGGAAGUGAAGGUGACACUGGUUUUGGAGCCACGGAGCGAUAUGAGCAGCGGAGACUCUCAGAUCAGUCUGUCGGCAACCUCUCACAGCGAUAGCGCUUCUUCAACACAGUCCCUGUCGCACGGAGGCAUACCAGAGCUGCUGGUGGGACUGUCGUACAAUGCUACUACCGGACGGUUGUCAGUAGAGAUGAUCAAAGGCAGCCAUUUCCGCAACCUUGCUAUUAACAGGCCGCCCGACACCUACGGAAAGCUCUGCCUUCUCAACUCCAUGGGCCAGGAGAUGUCUCGUUGCAAGACAUCCAUCCGUCGAGGCCAACCAAACCCCAUCUACAAGGAGACGUUCGUCUUCCAAGUUGCCCUGUUCCAGCUUUCUGACGUCACGCUGAUGAUCUCCAUAUACAACCGGCGCAGCAUGAAGCGCAAGGAGAUGAUUGGCUGGAUUUCUAUGGGUCAGAACAGCAGCGGAGAAGAAGAGCAAAAUCACUGGCAAGAAAUGAAAGAAACAAAAGGGCAGCAGGUCUGCAGGUGGCAUACCUUACUGGAAUCCUAAUGGUCCCUGAGCUCCUGGGACUGCCCACUGGAUCCUCCCAUAAUCACCCCGCUGAAAGCAGCCAUCCCAUAGCAAACAUUAUAAACCAUCCGGGUCUAUUUUAACUGAAUUUUUAAAACUCAGCACACUCAGUGAAUGUAGGUGCUGGGGCCCAGUGAGAAAAUUUACCUGUUGCCUUUGAGGGUUUUCAUACAUUUUCUCACCCAAACGAUAACCAGAAGGGAAGUGGUUAUGAAAAACACAAAGCUACUUUUACCCUCUUGCUGUCAAUGCCUCACUGAUCUAAAUUAUUUUUGUUGCUAUUUUCUUCUGGUGUAAUGUCUUUCUCCCACCUCCAUUCCUAUUAUUGAUGUAUGCAAAUGUUCUUGAUACACAGAUGACGUCAUUAGUCUAGCACUGCAUGCCACUCGUUCUUCCUUUUACUACAGUGUUUCUAAAUCCAAGAGAGAAACAUUUGAUACCACUUAAGACUGAUUAAUAUAUUUUCAGGUAGCAUGGGAAAGCACUAAAGAUUUCUCUGUAAACUUUUAAGUGCCUAGAGAUUGCCAUUACUUUCUUGUAUUAUUUAUUAGUAUUUGAAGUAAGCAUGUUUUAUUUCUUGUGCAACCUAUAUCACCAGAUGUUUGUAUGAGGUGAUGGGUGUCAAUUUAACAUAGUAGUUAUGUAAUGCAUGUUUAGAUGCUUCCCUGUUUUCUUAGCUUGUGGCUUCUAUUGUUGUGAAAACAAAACAACAAAAAGAGAGAGAGACCAAAACAAGCUGCACAUCUGCCUUGGUGCCUAAACCACGAUUAUUCUAGAUCAUUGUUCACUCUUCUUAUUUUUUUCUUAAUGUGAGGUUCACUUGAAAGAAUGAUUCUGUGCAUAGUGGGGUUUCAUAUUUAUUAUCUUUCAAUGACUGAGUCAAAUCUGCUCCAAGUAAAAAGUGCUUUUUCAAGAUUCCCGUAAAAUAUUCCAGAGAUCUGAAAGUCAAGGUGAAUUUUUUCCUUCUCUGACAUCACUAGGAGGGUUCUGCAGGCCCCAUGGUGCUAUCACUUCCCCUUGUGCGAACCCAUCUCAAGCAGUGUUUGCACAAGAAGGAAUAGAAUCCCACUUGGUCUCUCAGAGGUGUUGGCCCUGGAGGGCUAACAGAAGAGAAAAGUAUGACAGUUCACGCCUGUAUCUGCAUACCCACAAAGGGCAGAUCUGCUUACUAAGGUGAGGUGAUUUUUAGGUAGUCACGCUUCAGAGCGCAGCGGCACUUUCAGUUUUAAUAGUCAUCUUUUUCCUGCCUCCAAAGUGAGUUAAACCCAGUGGAGGCAGUAGAUAGAGGAAGAAGGCUAAUUUUCUUUCUUGAUUAUCAAGAGAUCCAGUGCUAGCUGUUGCCGAGUAAUAGGAGCCAUGACCCUAGUGCACAGAGCCAUACGAUUGUACAGGUCCUACCAGAUGACGAUAGGUGCCAGAUCCCUAAACAAUUUCAAAUAACACCUAUUGCCAAGGCUCUAACUUAAACCCUUCAGUUGGUGUCUCUCCAUUCCUACUGACUAUAGUGAAGCACAAAAAUACUCAGCUGCAAAAGGCUUUCAAAUUUGAUUCACAGUUUCUCUUUUUCUUUGUUUCCCCCACUUACAGAGAAUUAGGGCCAAAUUCUGCUCUGUGGCACCCUAUGAGUCUCACUGACUUCACUAAAAGAACAGGACGACUUGGGGCACCUUAGAGACUGACCAAUUUAUUUGAGCAUGAGCUUUUGUGAGCUACAGCUCACUUCAUCGGAU